This is a messenger RNA of Zymoseptoria tritici IPO323, 1023 nucleotides long. RefSeq lists its product as uncharacterized. The transcript has 2 exons. NCBI's taxonomy places the organism in Eukaryota, Fungi, Ascomycota, Dothideomycetes, Mycosphaerellales, Mycosphaerellaceae. The coding region runs from base 1 to 1023 and encodes 340 amino acids. The record is from RefSeq and is a predicted model, not a curated record.
AUGGCACUCCCGAUCCGCACGCGAUCAAUCCCACAAUGCUCAGCAUGUCUCCGCAACUUCGCCUGGACCGAGACGACAUCGACCUCCAUCUCCCACCAACAAGUCCGAGGCGCAAAGAAGCUCGCCAGCCGCAACGACACCGCAACCAUUCCCGUUCGACUGCGGAAAGAUCUCCCCGGCUAUGGAAAAGUAGGAGCAUACAUCCCCAUCUCAUCCGGCGAGAUGCGGAACAAAUUCUUCCCACGGCGUUUGGCAGACUACACAACGCUUCAGGAGCGGAAGGCUCUUCGGACGAGGAAUAUACCGGUGGAGCGGGACUAUGAGUUCAAGGGAUACACGGUACCUGUGUUGAAGAAGCCUACAUCCAAGUCCAUCUUCGGUCUGGAUACUUCAGCCGCUGCAAGACCUGCACCUCGGCCAGUCGCGCCUGAAAAGCUCUCGCCUGAGCGAAGCAUCGAAUUACUCAACAUCUUCGUCCGUCCACGACUAGACUUCUACCGCCAACCACUGCCGAUAGAAGUAGAGCCCGAGACUCCCACAGACAGCUCGCCAGAACAAGGUCACUCCGCAGCAGCCGAUCUGCUCGCCGUCCGCGCCAGCUCUGCAAAACCCAAGCUCGCCUCACAAGGAAUCUACGGAUCCGUCACGCCACUGGAUGUUCUGGUCGCUGUCCGAGCUGCGAUUGCAACGAAUGAUGAGGCGGCGAGAAUCGUGUUGACGGAGAAUGAUGUCGAGUUUGUGGACUUGAAGGAGGAGGAUGCGGGACGGGGAGUGAAGCAUACUGGAGACUUUACGGUGGCUAUUCGGAUGGGUAUUGCAAGGCAAGCUCUCGACAAGCUCAUGAUCCGACUCUCGGUCUACGAGUCAAGCCUCCAGCCUUCUGUCAUACACCAUCUUCUUCGUGGUCAUACAGGAUCGCCGGCAGUCCGCAAGAUCCGCAUCCGAGCAUUCAUCCGCAGACAUCCAUUCACAUGGAUGUCCAAUGCACUCUUGUCCGUGCUUCAUCUUUGUCAGCUCGCUUAG